Penicillium lagena is the source of this 1005-nucleotide messenger RNA. RefSeq names its product glycoside hydrolase family 18 protein. Gene Ontology annotation, molecular function: chitinase activity. Gene Ontology annotation, cellular component: extracellular region. Gene Ontology annotation, biological process: carbohydrate metabolic process. The record is from RefSeq and is a predicted model, not a curated record. Lineage: Eukaryota; Fungi; Ascomycota; Eurotiomycetes; Eurotiales; Aspergillaceae. The transcript has a single exon. Bases 1 to 1005 code for a protein of 334 amino acids.
AUGCGUUUCUCAACUGUGGCUAGCAUUGGGCUCAUGGCUUCUGUGGCGUCGGCUGUGCCGCACCGCAAGAUUCGCCGUGACACCGGUCCUCUGAACGUUGUCUACUGGGGUCAGAACGGUGGUAGUGCCGUCGAGAACAACGAUAUGUCUACAUACUGCACUGGGCAAUCCGGAAUUGACGUUCUUGUUCUGUCGUUUCUUGAUACUUUCGGCAAUGGCCAAUUGAUUCCUAGCGGUACUUUUGGCCAGAGUUGCAGUGUUUCCAGCUCCGGUGAGGGCCAGGGCUGUGAGUCCAUCGGCUCGGCUAUCACGACGUGCCAGAAGGCGGGCGUCAAAGUGCUUGUCUCGCUUGGUGGUGCUUCUGGAUCUUACGGUUUGACCUCGCAGUCGGAAGCUGAGACCAUUGGUUCGAACCUGUGGUCUGCCUACGGCGGCGGCGGCAAUGGCUCCGUUCCUCGUCCCUUCGGUGAUGCCGCCGUCGAUGGCUGGGACUUUGACAUCGAAGUCAACAGUGGAAACGAAAACUACCAAUACCUGAUUUCGAUUUUGCGCUCCCACUUCACCCAAGACUCCAGCAAGACCUAUCUCAUCUCUGGUGCUCCGCAGUGCCCGAUUCCCGAGCCGAACAUGCAGGCAAUCAUCACCACCUCGCAGUUUGACUACCUCUGGGUCCAGUUCUAUAACAACCCCGGCUGCUCCAUGCCCACCCCUAACUUCAGCUCUUGGGUUGCGAACAUCGCCAACACCCCUUCCUCCAAGGCAAAGAUCUUCCUCGGCAUUCCCGCCUCCGCAGAUGCCGCCACCGGCACCGCCUCCGGCGCGCAAUACUACGUUGAACCCAGCGCUCUGGCAACCAUUGUCAGCGGUAUUGGCGCCAACAGCACUUCUUCUGCCUUCGGCGGUAUCAUGAUGUGGGACGCUGGUUUCUCCGACGGCAAUGUGGAGGGUGCCUGCACUUUCGCCCAGGAGACUAAAUCUAUCCUCACUAAUGGGGCGCCCUGCUAA